Fraxinus pennsylvanica is the source of this 1383-nucleotide messenger RNA. NCBI's taxonomy places the organism in Eukaryota, Viridiplantae, Streptophyta, Magnoliopsida, Lamiales, Oleaceae. The record is from the annotation of a GenBank genome assembly.
AUGUACGCAGCAUGCAUGUGGAUAGUUCAAUUGCUUCUUUCCCUUAGCAAAGUGGAUUCUAUCUUCAUCUAUGUUCCUGAAUAUUAUUUGGAAACCGUGGUUGACUGCUUUCAUGUUCUUCGUAAGAGUGACCCUCCAUUUGUCCCUGCUGCAAUGUUCAUUAAGCAAGGACUUACGUCAUUUGUUACUUUUGUCGUUACCCACUUCAAUGAUCCGAGGAUAUCUAGCGCUGAACUGAGGGAUCUUCUUCUCCAGUCAAUUUCCGUCGUGGUACAGUACAAGGAAUUUUUAUCUGCUUUUGAGUGCAAUGAAGCUGCAACCAAAAGGAUGCCAAAAGCUUUAUUGGCAGCAUUUGAUAAUAGAUCAUGGAUCCCUGUGACCAAUAUACUUCUGAGGUUAUGCAAGGGUUCUGGCUAUGGUUUUGCAAAGCGUGGAGAGUCAUCAUCCUCAUCAGUCAUAUUUCAGAAAUUGUUGCGGGAAGCUUGCAUCAGCAAUGAAGAAUUAUUCUCAGCUUUUCUCAAUCGCUUAUUUAACACACUCAGCUGGGCGAUGACUGAGUUUUCUGUUUCAAUUCGUGAAAUGCAAGAAACUUACAAGGUGAUGGACUUCCAGCAGAGGAAAUGUAGUGUUAUAUUUGACCUCUCCUGCAAUCUUGCAAGGGUAUUAGAGUUUUGUACUCGUGAGAUAUCUCAAGCUUUUCUGUUGGGAACGGAUACAAACUUGCGUAGGCUGACAGAAUUGAUUGUCUUUAUACUGAACCAUUUAAUUUCUGCUGCUGAUCCAGAGUUAUUUGACCUAACACUUAGACGUCCUGGUCAAUUUACUGAGAAAGUUAACAGAGGCAUGAUUUUAGCACCUCUGGCUGGCAUUGUACUGAAUUUGUUGGAUGCUAGUAGAGAGAGAGGCUGUGGAGAGCAGAAUGAUAUUGUUGCAAUAUUUGCUAGUAUGGACUGUGCUGAUACCAUUCUCUGUGGAUUUCAGUAUCUCCUCGAGUACGAUUGGGCAGGCUCCUUCAGAGGGGAUGAUCAUCUUGGGAAAUUAGCACAACUAGAAAAGUUUUCAAGCCUGUUGAUCUGUCAGGCAGAAUUGCAAGAAGGUCAGAAGAGAAUUUGUCAGGGAGAAUCAGAUGCUGAUGAUGGCAUGUGCUGCAUAUGUUAUGCUUGUGAAGUGAAUGCUGAAUUUGUACCAUGUUCCCAUAAGUUGUUAGGAAGGAUGCAAAUGCCCCAUGAAGUCUCUCACUGCAGUUACCCGGUGUGCAUGGACGACCACGUGAUACCAAGAACACCAUGUAGGAGUAAGAGGCCACGUCAUUACGACCUAGAUGGAAGCUCCGAGGACCAGACCACUUUAGGGAGGUUCUCUUUGCUUGGGAGGUUGGCAUAA